Messenger RNA from Mixia osmundae IAM 14324, 1050 nucleotides. RefSeq lists its product as uncharacterized. Bases 1 to 1011 code for a protein of 336 amino acids. Lineage: Eukaryota; Fungi; Basidiomycota; Mixiomycetes; Mixiales; Mixiaceae. The transcript has 4 exons. Gene Ontology annotation, cellular component: 90S preribosome; nucleus. The record is from RefSeq and is a predicted model, not a curated record.
AUGUCAGAGCGCAGUCUGCAGUCGUACACGGCCACUGGCAGAGCGAUUGUGACAGACAAAGAGCAGACGACCGGGGGCGAUGACCUAGAGGAGAAUUAUGUGCUCGAAGACGAGGAUGUCAUUGCGUCAUCGAGCAAGGCUGCUGAUGAGGAGAUCGUCGACGAAGAGGCUGCAUCCCUGCUCGCUGCUGCUUACGAAGAUGCCCUACACCAGACAGACCUGUCGCCUAAGCAGCAGGGCAAACGAAGACAGUCUCAGGAGCCUGUAGAACAGGCCGAAGCAAAGCGAGUCAAGCCUGAUAGGAAGGAGGCCAAGAAGCUCAAGCUCAGGCAAGCCAAGCAAAGGCGGCAGCAGGAGCGAGCCGUCAUUCUGGACAGCGAGCAACGGCUUGGCGCCGCGCUGGCUCGUCUGCCGCCCUCACUGCAGGCCGACUUGCUGGCAGAGAAGCAACUCAAAGCGCUGCCGAACUUGAGUGAUCUCGAGCGUGACAGCUGCAGAGUCUCGGAACGCUGUCUCCAAGACACAUCUGCGUUUGCAGACGAAGCCUACGCGUCUCUGACAAGCUUCAUCAGGGCUUUCGCUGCAAGCCACCUCGCUUCGCUGUCCAAGCUACCCAAAAGCAAAGGAUCGCCUCGCAUCAUCGUCCUCGCAGGCGCAGCCCUGAGAGCAGCAGAUUUGACCCGAGCUUUGAGACCUCUUGCCGGCGACGUCAAGGUUGCAAAGCUGUUCGGCAAGCAUUUCAAGCUGGACGAGCAUGUCAAAUGGUGUCAGUCCACAGAUUUCACCAUCGCUAGCGGCACUCCGGACCGCGUGGGAAAGCUGCUCCAUGCAGACUCUUUGCAGCUCUCGUCGUGCUCCUUCCUCGUCCUCGAUGGCUCUUUCAGAGAUGCAAAAAAUCGACAGAUGCUCGAUCUGCCUGAGGUGCGCGCUGCGCUCUUCAAGAACGUGCUGCAGGAUCCUCGCGUCAGCCAACGGCUGGAGCAAGGCAAGCUCAAGCUGGUGUUGUACUGAUCGAUCUGCAUGCAUACAUACAACAAAAAGGCCCCUUGC